AUGUCACCCUUCUUUCUUAUCGUCCCAUUGUUUGACCAGCUCCCUUUGUCUGACCGAGUGCUUUCUGAUCAUCCGUCCGACUUGUCAGAGGAUAAGGGUCACGUCCCAUCCAGCAACUGUUCAGGGCUUCCAGAUUAUAAGAAUUGUUUGAUUACAUAUGCACAGCAAUCAGCUGUAGCGUUACCUGUUUAUGAGACUAUUCAUGGAGGAUUCAGAUGUACCGUCUAUUUGGACGGAGAAGCUUAUAGGUCAGUUAACACAUUUGGGAAUCCAGAAGAUGCAGAGCAGGAUGCUUCGAAAUUGGCCUUGGAGUCUAUUGCCGAGAAGAUAAAAGAAGAAUGUAUCGCCAUAAUCAACAAGGACUCAGUAUAUUGCAAAUCCAUCCUCGAUGAAUAUGCAGCCAAGAUGAAACUACCAUUACCUACAUAUACAACCACCCGACUGGAGCUUCUUACCUUCAUCUCUUCUGUAGUAUUUGAUGGCAAAACUUACAUUGGUCAUCUUUCCAAAUACAAGAAAGAUGCAGAACAGUUGGCAGUUAUCAAUUCUAUACUCGGUAUGCAUGCUUCUUAUACAAAAUCUAUUAGCUUGCUUGGAUAG
Papaver somniferum (opium poppy) is the source of this 600-nucleotide messenger RNA. Its product is annotated as double-stranded RNA-binding protein 4-like. Gene Ontology annotation, molecular function: ribonuclease III activity; double-stranded RNA binding. Bases 1 to 600 code for a protein of 199 amino acids. Gene Ontology annotation, biological process: rRNA processing; regulation of gene expression. The transcript is spliced from 3 exons. NCBI's taxonomy places the organism in Eukaryota, Viridiplantae, Streptophyta, Magnoliopsida, Ranunculales, Papaveraceae. Gene Ontology annotation, cellular component: nucleus. The record is from RefSeq and is a predicted model, not a curated record.